UAUGAGGUGCAACCAAAACAGCUGUUUGACAUAGCAACAGGGAUAUUCUGGCAGGCUGUCGAGAAUUAGUUCUUGAAUACUGUUGUGCUUUUGAUCACUAAUAUGGCUUUUGGACUCUCUUUGAGUGUUUCUUGGAUUUGUUGCCUGCUAAUUGGAGGGAUAACUUGUUUUACACUUAAAGGUAACGCUCAAGGGCAUCCUGCCUACACUGGACCUGAACCAACUGGAUCCUAUGCCCAAGCAAGUGUGGUGUCUGGUCCAAAUGCUAAAGCUACUGGCCACAAUGCCACGUCAGCAGAAGCUUCUGGCGCCUCAGCAGAAGCUUCUGGCGCCUCAGCAGAAGCUUCUGGCGCCUCAGCAGAAGCUUCAGGCGCCUCAGCAGAAGCUUCAGGCCCAGGCGCCUCAGCAGAAGCUUCAGGCCCAGGCGCCUCAGCAGAAGCUUCAGGCCCAGGCGCCUCAGCAGAAGCUUCAGGCCCAGGCGCCUCAGCAGAAGCUUCAGGCCCAGGCGCCUCAGCAGAAGCUUCAGGCCCAGGCGCCUCAGCAGAAGCUUCAGGCCCAGGCGCCUCAGCAGAAGCUUCAGGCCCAGGCGCCUCAGCAGAAGCUUCAGGCCCCGGCGCCUCCGCAGAAGCUUCAGGCCCCGGCGCCUCCGCAGAAGCUUCAGGCGCCUCCGCAGAAGCUUCAGGCCCCGGCGCCUCAGCAGAAGCUUCAGGCCCCGGCGCCUCAGCAGAAGCUUCAGGCCCCGGCGCCUCGCAGAAGCUUCAGGCCCCGGCGCCUCAGCAGAAGCUUCAGGCCCCGGCGCCUCAGCAGAAGCUUCAGGCCCCGGCGCCUCAGCAGAAGCGACGAGCCUUGAACAGACGGCCCGACCACUCAACUAGGGAGAUCAUAAUUUGGUUUGGCCAACCUUAAUCGUCUUAUCGUCUUAUCCCUGUUACUGUGCCUCUUGCAGGAA
Oncorhynchus nerka (sockeye salmon) is the source of this 949-nucleotide messenger RNA. Its product is annotated as cell division protein ZipA-like. NCBI's taxonomy places the organism in Eukaryota, Metazoa, Chordata, Actinopteri, Salmoniformes, Salmonidae. The coding region runs from base 233 to 850 and encodes 205 amino acids. The transcript has 3 exons. The record is from RefSeq and is a predicted model, not a curated record.